GGAGAGCGAUGGGAAGAGGGGGAGAGAGGGGACGGUGUGAGGGUGCGGUGCCCCUCUUUCUGGCUUGAGUCUUCAGCCUUCUCUUCUCCAAAUUCCAAUCCGCCGUUUCGCUAUUAGAGUUCAAAACCCCUCUCUUUCUCUCUCUCUAACCAAUCACCCUCCCCUUUACUUUCUCUCUCUAAACCCGCCUUUACCUUUUUCAAAAACCUCUUAUAAAACGGCACUCACCCUCAGCAGCGAACCCAUUCUAUUGUCUUCUGCGCACCGACUCUCGAUUCUCUGGGCACCGCCAUGGACGAGGAAGACCCUGUGAGUCUCUUCAUGAGCCUUGAUCAUUGGCGUGAGUUUCCGAUCGACGCUGAUGAUGACGAGGAUUCGUCGCAGUGUCCUCUCUCGUCGCCGUCCGAGACUUACCUGGUGGGUUUCGUCAUAGUCAACAUCGUGGGUAUUCAGUACUAUUCGGGGACCAUCAGCGGCCGCGAAAGGGUUGGGCUGGUGCGGGAACCGUUGAAUCCGUACGACAGGAACGCCAUCAAGGUGCUCAACACGACGACGAUCCAGGUGGGUCACAUUGACCGGUCGGCGGCGGCGGUUCUGGCGCCGUUGAUGGACGCUAAUUUGGUGACUGUGGAAGGCAUUGUUCCCAACACUCCCGGAAGUGGAAACAGGUAUCGAAUUCCAUGCCAAGUUCAUAUAUUUGCACAGAUUGAGUGGUUUCCACGGGUGCGGUCAGCAAUUUCCAGAGGUGGGUUGCAGCUAAUUUCGGAUUCGGAUCCAUCGUUUACCUUGUCAGAAGCUGUUAUUGUGAAGGAGAAGAAGUGUGAUAAGGAGUUCAAGAGUUUGGAUGAGAUAUUCAAGUUGGCUAUUGAGAAUGUGAACAAACAGGGGGCCUUGGAAGCCAUGGAGCCCCCGAAGGAUGUGAUCAAAUCGGAGCUUUUCUUGCACCAAAAGGAAGCUUUGGGAUGGCUGGUUCACAGGGAGAAUUCCUGUGAAUUGCCCCCUUUCUGGGAAAAGCAAAAUGGGUCUUAUGUCAAUGUGUUGACCAAUUACCAAACAAACAAGCGGCCAGAGCCAUUGAGAGGUGGAAUUUUUGCUGACGAUAUGGGAUUGGGUAAAACUCUAACAUUGUUAUGUUUAAUUGCUUUCGAUAAAUGCAGUAGUGAUCUUUCUUAUAGUGUAAAUAGGGACAAUAUCGAAAAACUUGGUGAAGAGGAUGAGGAACUCAUUGUUUCAAGUGGUAAGAAGUCUAGGAAGGGGAGAGUGAGUAGAAAGGCCAGUGGCUUGCGCAAAAAACGCAAAACUGAUGAUACCCCUUCUGAUGACAUGCUAAAAGGAAACUCUGUGGGUGCUUCUCAUAAGUUUUCAACUGUUUUAGUUUCAAAGACCACAUUAAUAGUCUGUCCUCCUUCUGUAUUUUCAACCUGGGUAACACAGUUAUUGGAACAUACUACACCCAAAAGGUUGAAGGUGUAUAUGUAUUAUGGAAAUAGGACUCAAGAGGCGGAAGAGCUUCAGAAGUAUGAUAUAGUGUUGACCACGUAUAGUACCUUGGCUACUGAAGAAGCUUGGUCAGGGUCUCCUGUGAAGAAGAUAGAAUGGUGGCGAGUUAUUUUGGAUGAAGCACAUAUGAUCAAGAAUGUGAAUGCUCAACAGAGUCAAGCUGUCACCAAUCUGAGGGCCAAGCGGAGGUGGGUUGUUACAGGAACACCCAUCCAGAAUGGCACAUUUGACUUGUUUUCUCUCAUGGCAUUUUUGAGGUUUGAGCCAUUUUCAAUUAAGAGCUACUGGCAGAGCUUGGUGCAACGCCCACUUGGUCAGGGAAAAGAGAAGGGGCUCUCACGGCUGCAGGUUUUAAUGGCAACCAUCUCAUUGCGAAGAACAAAAGACAAGGGUUUGAUUGGAUUGCCACCUAAAAGUGUAGAAACUUGUUUUGUGGAACUCUCUGCAGAAGAACGUGAACUGUAUGAUCAGAUGGAAGCAGAAGGAAAGUGUGUCAUCCGUGAUUAUAUUGAUGCUGGUAGUGUGAUGCGCAACUAUUCAACUGUACUUGGCAUAAUUUUACGACUUCGUCAGAUUUGUACAGAUGUAGCUUUGUGUCCCUCAGAUCUGAGAUCACUGCUUCUAUCUAACAACAUUGAAGAUGUAUCUAAUAACCCGGAAUUGCUUAAAAAGAUGGUCUUAGUGCUACAAGAUGGUGAAGAUUUCGACUGUCCAAUUUGCAUUUCUCCACCGACUAAUAUUGUCAUUACAUGUUGCCACAUCUUUUGCCGUGUCUGCAUCCUGAAAACUCUGAAGCGCACCAAACCCUGUUGUCCCCUUUGCCGCCAUCCUUUGUCACAAUCUGACCUUUUCUCAGCCCCUCCGGAAUCUACUGAAACAGACAACAGUGAAAUACCCUCUUCUGAAUGUACAUCUUCCAAGGUGCUUACACUCCUAAAAUUUCUUUCUGCAUCAAGGGAUCAAAAUCCUUCUACAAAAUCAGUGGUAUUUUCACAAUUCCGGAAAAUGUUAUUGUUACUCGAGCAACCACUUAAAGCAGCAGGUUUCAAGAUCUUGCGCUUGGAUGGGUCAAUGAAUGCAAAAAGACGAGCUCAAGUGAUUGAGGAAUUUGGAGCCCCCGGCCCAAAUGGCCCCACAGUGUUGCUUGCAAGUCUGAAGGCUUCAGGUGCCGGUAUAAAUCUUACAGCUGCUUCCAGGGUCUAUUUGUUGGAGCCAUGGUGGAACCCAGCAGUUGAGGAACAGGCCAUGGACCGUGUCCACCGCAUAGGGCAAAAGGAGGAUGUAAAAAUCGUGAGGUUGAUUGCUCGAAACAGCAUUGAGGAGCGAAUAUUGGAGUUGCAGGAGAGGAAGAAGAAGUUGGCUAAGGAAGCCUUUGGGAGGAGGGGCCUGAAGGAUAGGAGGGAGGUUGGUGUAGAAGAUCUCCGCAUGCUCAUGUCCUUGUAAGUUGUUUUUUUUUGUUCAUGUAUGUGCAUAUUUGUACACAACUCCCAUGUAUGGAGCUUCUGUUAUUUUAGGAUCAGAUGCAACACCGAACAUGGUAUAUGCAUAACAUAGGUUUCCUUGAAUUUUGGAACAAUUUCUUCCAACUUUGGUGGCAAAGGAAAAAGUUUGUCAAGAAAAUUAAAGUUCAUUUAUAUUGUCUUCUUGUUGUUCUCA
Messenger RNA from Vitis riparia (riverbank grape), 3156 nucleotides. Its product is annotated as putative SWI/SNF-related matrix-associated actin-dependent regulator of chromatin subfamily A member 3-like 1. The record is from RefSeq and is a predicted model, not a curated record. NCBI's taxonomy places the organism in Eukaryota, Viridiplantae, Streptophyta, Magnoliopsida, Vitales, Vitaceae. Gene Ontology annotation, molecular function: ATP-dependent chromatin remodeler activity; ATP binding; nucleic acid binding.